Brenthis ino (lesser marbled fritillary) is the source of this 360-nucleotide messenger RNA. The record is from the annotation of a GenBank genome assembly. Lineage: Eukaryota; Metazoa; Arthropoda; Insecta; Lepidoptera; Nymphalidae.
AUGUACGGCUGCACACCCGGAGAUCCUGGGUUCGAGUACCGGAUCGGGCCAAGUUUAGUUAUUGAGUCUUUCUGUAUAGUAAGUCUCAGUAACAGCCCGGAGUUGGGAAGAUGGCAGUGUUUCACCCCCGUGCCUCGGAGACGUCACGUAAAGCCGUCGGUCCUGCGCCUUAAGUCUCACCGGUCGUGUCGAGCAGUCGUCCCACCGGAGUAUGAGAGUGACAGGAAUAGAGAGUGCACGUUGUCGUGUCUGCGCGUACACUUGUGCACUAUAAUAUCUCCUGCGCAGUUGGUUCGUCUCAAUGAGAUUGGCCGCCGUGGCCGGAAUCGGUCAGGAGAACAUCAUCAUGUGUUACUUUCU